AUGUGUCAAAGUGUGAACAACAUCCACCAUCUGGACGGAAACUGGGGCGGCCUGGCAGAUUCGUUGCGAAGUCUGCACAUCUCCGGGAACUCCAUCACCGAGGUGUCAUUUUUCACGCACGAAGACAAACGACCCAACCACACAGUUCCCACCUUCCAGGCCUCAUCGUCGAUUAUUAGCGCCAAACAGCAUCAAUCAUCGCAGCCGCAGCAGCUGACGAAACCGUUUGCCAAGCUGAAAAAAUUAGUCUGGUUGGACAUUAGCUCGAACAGGAUAGCUCACAUCAGCCCGAACACCUUUCCGAAGUCAUUGGUCACGAUCGAUCUGUCGAAGAAUAUUUUGGGUCAAUUUCCAGCUGCGGUACUGGAACAUUUGCACGAUUUGAGAAUUCUAUCUUUGAAAGAUAAUUUAAUCGUAAAAUUAAACGGACUGGAGCUCGGAGCGGUGAAGAUUAAGUUCGAGAAGUUGGAUCUCAGUGUCAACUUAAUAGAUGAACUCCCGUCCGGGUUGUUUAAUGGAACAGUUCGGGUUAAGGCGAUCAACUUCGAUAAGAACUACAUCCGGUCGAUUCCGGCGGAAGCUUUCCGUGAUUUGGGCGUUAUACAUAUGGUACUGGCGUUUAAUUUCAUCGAACAGGUGGAUGACGAAGCGUUUUCAACGCUGGAAAACAGUUUGGAGUAUUUGGAUUUGGAACGUAAUCGGUUACUAGUGGUGCCUAGUGCGAUUGGUACCUUAAAUAAGCUGCGGUAUUUGUAUUUAACAUCGAAUGAACUGACGGCGGUGGGUCGACUGCCAGGAACGUUGAAAGUUUUAUCGCUGAGUGGCAAUAAUUUCACUUCAAUUCCGGUGGAUGGACUGGCUAAUUGCACCGAACUUUCGUACCUUAACAUGGGCUAUAAUAAAAUUGCUGAAAUCGAGGAAAAUGAUUUCGUCGGAUGGGGCGCCAACCUGCAAACAUUGUUGCUGAGGAACAAUAAAAUUACCAGCCUUAAUUAUGGGGCUUUCAAUGGACUGGAUACUAUUAAAGAGAUCAGUUUAAGCUUUAAUGAUAUUCACUACGUGCAUCCGAAUGUGUUCGAUAACAUUUCCAGCACAUUGAAGAUUCUUGAACUAUCGUUCGGAAUCUAUCGUGAAGAAUAUCCGAUGGAUGCGCUGAGCGUGCUAACGGAGUUGAUGUGGCUUGGACUCGAUAAUAACAAUUUGAAACUAAUUCCUGAUGAGGCCCUUUCACAACUCGGCCAGCUAACGUACGUAAAUUUCGCAUUCAAUCGUAUUACUUCCCUACCACGUACGGUGUUCCGGGCGGACAUACACAAAAAUCUCGUCGAGAUUGAUUUAUCAUUCAACCUGAUCGAAACGUUGCACACCAACACGUUCGAUAAUUUGGAGCUGAUUCAAAUCAUAAAUUUGUCCUCGAAUAAAAUAAAAACCAUCGAGAAAAACAGUUUUUACGACCUGCCAUACCUGACGUACGUGGACCUGUCCUUCAAUGGCAUUCAGAAUGUGAGCGAAUGUGCGUUCAGCUUCCUACCGGCACUGCUCAGCGUGGACCUGAUGCACAACGAGCUGGGCUCGUUUUCACUGAAACUGUUCAAGCACGUCUCGAAUGCCACCACCCCCAUGAGGCUGAACAUUAGCAACAAUGCGAUCGAUAAUUUCGACGGCGACGUCAAUUCGUUGCUGUACGUUUAUUCACUGGACGCCAGCAAUAAUAUGCUACACGACCCGGCCGCCUUCCGUGCAUUGGCCUACUCCCUCCGGAUUCUCUAUCUCAAUUGGAACAAUUUCAGCACGCUCGGAAAUCACGCCUUCGGUGAUUUGCAGAUACUGGAGAUUCUCAACCUUGCCAACAACAAUAUAUCAGCAUUACGAAGGCGCAGCUUUGCCGGGUUAGUGAACCUCCAGGAAUUUGAUUUGAGCAACAACAAACUAGAAAUGCUUCAAAUUGAGCAAUUUUCUCCUUUGAAAAAAUUACGUCUGCUGAAGCUUGGCAAUAAUCGCCUCCGAGCAGUGCCACGGGAUGCUUUUCUCAAUACUCGAAUCGAGUAUUUGGAUCUGUCCAACAAUUUGUUCGCCGCUUGGCAAGCAACGGCAUUUGCGGACAUUGGGUUCACCCUGCGCUCCAUUCAGUUCAGUAAUAAUCUCUUGGAAUUUCUUGAUUCCUACAUGUUCACUAGCACUCAGUUUCUUCUCGAGCUGAACCUCUCAAGCAACCAAAUCAAGCUCAUUCCGGAAAGUGCAUUUGCCAACCUGCACAAUCUAACCAUUUUGGAUAUCAGCUGGAAUCCGUUCAUCACAAUUAACUUUAAAGAGCUCUUUCUGAACGUCCCUCGAUUACGUGAAUUAAAUCUCCAACAAACUGGUCUGUAUCGAGUGCCAUCGUUGGUUCUGCCCCAGCUUGUCUCCCUGGACAUUAGCCACAAUCACGUUCAGGAAAUCGAUUCACUCGAAGAACUUUACUACCUCCGAGAAUUCUACGCCGAUAAUAAUAAAAUCAACAACAUCACCAACCUGCUCCGAAACCUGCCCCAAGCCCUCCGAGUCCUCGACAUCUCCCGUAAUCCCAUCCGCAAAAUAUCCUUCCACGAUUUUGGUCUAACGCGCCGCCUGGAAGAACUCUACAUCGAAGACAUCAAAAUCGCCAACCCGGACAUCUUCAUCAAACUGCACAGCCUGAAAAAACUACGCAUCAAUUCACAGCACAACUUCUCCGAGCUCGUCUCGAAGCUGCGUGGCCUCCAGGAGCUGUACGUGAACGUUUUCGAAGAACACAUCGGUGAUGAUAUGUUCACCGCAAAGAUGCACACCAUCACCAAGCUGAACUUGCUGGAAAUUACCGGCCGCCGGCUGGUUUCCAUCCACCACAAGGCCUUCGUCGGAUUGGCCCGGAAUCACGAUCUGAAGCUGCGGAUACGAAACACCCUGGUGAACGAUCUGCCGCCGGGGAUUUUCUACGCGCUCAAGUACAUUCCCAAGCUGAGCAUAGAUCUGUCGGAUAAUAUGCUGGUGGCGCUGGCGCCCGAUAGCUUCUAUCCGAAUGCCAGUUCCUGGGAUGCGGUGGGAACUCGGAGCGUAACGGGGGGGAUGGACAUCUCCAACAAUCCGCUGCAGUGCGACUGCGGGCUGGUGUGGCUCGGCCACUGGCUGAGGCGGUGGCUACGGGAGACGGCACAGGUCAACCUGAUACCGAAGGACGAAAUGAAGCAGAUGAUGCGGCCCCGGAAAACAAGUGGCAAUCUCAAGCCGCAAAGCAAAGUGUUUGAGGACGUUGAGGCAUUGGAAAUCCCAACUAGUCAACUAGAAGCAUUCGAGGCAGCUUAUAGCUCCACUGGGCGAUCAUCAAGUGCUCCUGUCCCGCUUCCCACUUAA
This is a messenger RNA of Topomyia yanbarensis, 3369 nucleotides long. Its product is annotated as chaoptin-like. The transcript has 3 exons. Lineage: Eukaryota; Metazoa; Arthropoda; Insecta; Diptera; Culicidae. Gene Ontology annotation, molecular function: protein binding. The record is from RefSeq and is a predicted model, not a curated record. Bases 1 to 3369 code for a protein of 1122 amino acids.